This is a messenger RNA of Botrytis cinerea B05.10, 5319 nucleotides long. RefSeq lists its product as hypothetical. The transcript is spliced from 4 exons. Lineage: Eukaryota; Fungi; Ascomycota; Leotiomycetes; Helotiales; Sclerotiniaceae. The record is from RefSeq and is a predicted model, not a curated record. Gene Ontology annotation, cellular component: chromatin; nucleus. Bases 1618 to 4422 code for a protein of 934 amino acids. Gene Ontology annotation, biological process: regulation of DNA-templated transcription; chromatin remodeling.
GGUUGAUUUGCGACAGCCUUCCCAUUCGUCCACCGCGACUGAAGAGCACCGACCACCCCUCACUCUGAACUCACUCCAAAUACACCUCGCCUCCUCAUCUUACUUGCUUUGUCUCCUUGACCGCCCUUGACCGCACUUGACCGCACUUGACCGCACUUGACCGCACUUGACCGCACUUGACCGCGCCUCACCACGCACAUGCACAUGACCUUCAUCGCGAAACCAGAAAGCCGAUAACGAUUUUCCUUAUCGAUUGAACAUCAACAAACGCACCGCGCUCCCCAAUAUAAUUCAUUCUUCACUUGUAUUAUUGUGAUUCGAGUGUGUUAUUUAUUUCGAUUUUGUUUGGUCCUCUUUUAAUCCUUUCUCGUGUCUCGUUUACCCCGUCUUGUUCUUCACGUUCUCCCCGACCAGAGAAAAGGAAAAGAUCCAUCGCAAAAGGUUAAAGGUUAAUAGUUCUCUCUUCUCUUCUCUUCUCCUCUCCCCCCCUUCCCCCUCCCCUCUCUUCCCCCCUCUCGUUCCCCUUUCCUUUCUUUGGUAGUGUGAAUCGCGCAAAGGAAAGGAAAAACGUGGUUGCCGAGAACGACCGGGGUUUCUUGGUCCUUUGUGGUUGGCUGCGCGCAUCGGACCAACUGGGCACGACGAAAACGAUUUCCGUUCACUUGUUCAUCAAUGAAUGAACCACCAUUUUGGAGAGUCAAAAGAUCCAGAGACUCGUGUCAAAACUCGCGCAGAAUACGACGCGGUACUCUUUCAUCGAUUCAGGUUUUAAUUAUCAAUUAUCAAUAACCUGUACGUGAAGUUGUAUGUGAAGCUGCACCCACCCACCCUCUAGAUCAGCGCUAGAUUGGUCUUGUUUACCAUCUCGAUUUUUGGGGGGAGGUCUCUUUCGCUAGUUGUACCUUGUCUUGUCACCACCAAGUCGCGUCGCGCUUCAACACCCUCAUCCACUCUCUCAUUCUCUCGUGUCGAUAUAAUUUCAAUCUCUACAUUGCAACUACCAAUUCGCAUCACCAUUGACGAUUCACUGGUUUCGCCAUAUUUCCAAUCGAGAUCCACAGAGCAAAACACCAACGGGAAUUCUGAAUGAAAGUCGCGUGUUCUUCGAUCAAAACAACAGCACAAAAAGAGAGAGCCGCAUCGACAACUUCUAGCUUUCCACCCACCAGCAUCCCAACAAAACAAAACAAUUCCUGUUUCGCGCUUAUACCUUUUCAAUCAACCAAUUCCAUUGCUUGCUUUUAAACGGUGGCAACCGAGAGUGCAAGUGGCCAAAUAUCGAGCGAACCCUUGAACCUGUACCUUCCUUGCCUUUUGAAAUCGUAAGGCUGCAACUCAAAUUCUUUGUCGCAUGUCGACGAGGCUGCGCCGAGGAUUAAAAUAAAGUAUUCUCAGGCAACUUAAAUAUUCCCUCGUCGCAACAAAUCCAUCCAUCUUACAAUCAAAAACCAAACCUAUCCGAAAUCAUACAAGUUUUUCAGGAACCAACCGAUACAUUCGAUCUUGUCGCAUUGCUUUCUUUUCCAUCUCUUCAACUUCAAAUACUAGCCCAGAGCUAUCUUUUUGUCAAUUUUGUCGCAAGCAAUACCUCUGUGAAUAGAGGAUCUCUGUCUGUUGAUGGCCGUUAUGACCACCCAGCAUUCAGAAGAUCUAGCUUUGGAGCAAAAGGCAAUACCCGUUCCAUCAUCUGAUACGAUGGCUUUGGAUCUCAAUAUCAACGGAUCUUCUACUCGAGAUGAUACCAAAACUGAAGAACAACAAACAACCUCUGACAAUGAAUUGAAAAAAUCUCUCGCGCCCGAAGCCACCAAUUCUGAAUCUGCUGAAAACACCUCCACAUUGAAGUCUGAUGGAGACUUAAAUGUAGAAUCGCAUGCCAUGAACAAUUCCAUUCCUCAAUCCACAUUAGCUGAAUCGCAUGCGCAAGAUUCUCCCGAGAGUCAAAACGUAUCUCAACUUCAAGACUCGAAUACAACAACUGCUUCCGAUGAACCUCCAAAAGCAACCCAAGAACCAGAACGUACUGUAUCCGAUCUCCCCACACCAGCCGAUUCAGUACCCGAGGCUGCCAACGAUACUUUCGCAACUACGGCUGUUCCACCUAUUGUGGAAGCCCCUAUGUCCGAUCUGCGCGAUGAAGUAUCUCCACUUACUCAAGUACCGGAAACUACACGACAACUCUCAUUGCCAGCUUCAGAGAACAAAGCAGCAGAGUCAUUGAGUUUGGAACGAGAGACUUCUGCGCCAAUUCAAGAGACGAAAGCCGAAAGUGUUGACGGGAUGAACCUCAGCUUCGAUGCGCCUCGUCCCGAUCUACCCCCAUCAUCUCCCAACAAUGCACCGCCUUCUAUUGACAUGGAUCUUUCUCCAAAGCCGGAGCAAGCAACUGCCAACUCGACCCAAGAAUCCGCGGCUGCCAACCUUGGUACAAGUGAUGUUGAUAUGACGGAUGCGCCCGCACAACCACAGGCCACAAAGGUUGCUCGUGAGCGAGAGGAUGAUGGCGAAGAAGAACCAUUAGCCAAACGCACCAAGACCGAGGAAAGUGAGGAACCUCAAAUCCCUUCGCACGUCGGCACCCCAGCUCCUGCGCAGAACGGAGUAACUACAAAUGGUGUGUCGUCCUCCCAUGGCAAUGCGUCGCGCCCAAUCACUCAACAUGAGACCAAGGAGAUUGUUAAAAUCAUCAAAAAUGUCAUCAAGACCGCAGCUGGAAAGAAUUUCAGAGCUCCAGUCGCAAUUCUUUGGCCUGGGUUUGCAGAUGCUUAUGCACAAAAAGUCAAGAAUGAGGUUGAUCUGAGUGGCAUGGAGAGGAAGAUCAAGAAUGGCGAAUACCCUUCAAUUCAAGCCAUCAAAGAUGAUGCCGUGCUUCUCUACGAAAACGCCAUUGCUUUCAAUGGUCUUGAUAAUCCCAUCACGGCCGCCGCUAAUGAUGUGAAGACAUCGAUUAUCACCAAGCUAGGAAGUCUACCACCUGAGCCACCAGCCCAUGUUGCCAAAGCCCAGGUCAAGAAACCUAAGCGUCCCACGCCUUCUCUUGACACUGCCGCUCGCACUCCUGCUGCUAGAAGACCAUCUCGCGGAUCCACUGGCGCUGCUGUACCAAUGAGUGCCCCAGCCCCAACUUUUGCUCUUGAUCCUGUCACCAGUACACCAUUAAUUCGUCGGGAUUCAACAAAAGAUGGGAGGCCAAAGCGUGAAAUUCAUCCACCAAAGAACAAGGAUUUACCUUACUCUUCUGCAAGACCUAAGAGCAAGAAGUAUUCUGUCGAGCUCAAGUGGUGUGAAGAAACGUUGAAUGAACUGAAGAAGCCAAAAUACUUGGCAUUCUCUGGCGCUUUCAUGGAUCCUGUUGACCCUGUCGCAUUGCAAAUUCCCAAUUACUUUACUGUCAUCAAAUCGCCCAUGGAUAUCUCCACUGUUUCUGAAAAGUUACAAAAUGGCGCCUACACGAGAGCGAAGGAGUUUGAACAAGAUGUGAAACUCAUUUUUCACAAUUGCUACAAGUUCAAUCCAGAAGGCAAUCCCGUCCGUCUCAUGGGUCGGCAGUUUGAAGAUGUAUUCAAUGGACUAUUGGCUAGGAAGGAUCGAUGGAUCGCUGAUCAUCAACCCGUUGCUGUGACUCCCGAUAGGGAUGAAGAGAGCGAGGAGGAAGAGGAGAGCGAAGAUGAGCCAGAGCCCGCUCAAGAAGCAUUGCAAGGUGCUGCUACGGCCCGACUUCUCUUCGAACAAGCCAAGCUUAUUGAUAUGCUGUCAAAACCGGAAUCCCCGGAUGCCAUUGCCUUGCAGAGGAAAAUUCUUACUUUCAUUCAAGAAACCGCCGAAAAAGAAAAGGCGGCGGCAAUUGCCAAGAAACCUAGCAAGAAAUCCAAGCCCUCUAAACCGGCUAAGAAGGUUCCCACAACGAAAAAGAGCGCUACUGGACCUCCGAAGAAAUCUGGAGGAGCUCGCAAAGAAAGAUCCUUGGGAGUUCUUGAGAAGGAAGUUAUUUCCCAAGGAAUUGGCCAGUUACCCGAUCACAUUACUGCCGAAAUCAUGGAAUUGGUCAAAGAAGCUCAUCCAGAGAUGGUGGUCGAAGAAGAUGGAACUAUUGAAAUGGAAAUUGAAUCGCUCCAAGUACAUCUUCUCUGGAAGAUUUAUGACAGUGUCGCCAUUCAUUCACCAGAAACCGUCGUCAAUGUCAAGGCUCAGUAUCAAGAUAAAAAGGAAGAGCCUCGUGCGAUUGCGAAACCUGUUCCAAAGAAGAAGAAUAAGCCCAUGACAAAAACCGAGCAAGAACGAAAAAUCGCACUGCUCAGGGAAAAGGUUCAAGAUUUUAAGAAAGGACCAGGAUCAGCUUCUCAAGAACCCAUUGAAAGCGUCGAGCAACAUACACAAGACGAAUCAAGUGGCGAUGAGUCUUCAGAUUCUGAAGAAGAGUAGUCUUAUCUUGAAUGAACCUCCAUCCUGGUUAGCGAACUUGGGAGCUCGUAUUUCACUGCCAAAUAUCGGUAUUUGUUGCGACAACUCUUAAAAAAAUGGCCUUGUCAAAAUGUACAUUAUCUUUCCCCCACACAAUCACGGGCACGUUGUACAAUACCAAAAUUUUCCAAAACUCAUUGACAUCCCAUUUGAUAUCAUGCCUUUCAUUCAUCGAUUUGCAGACUUUAUUCGAGUUUUCCACUUUCGAGGAUCUGGUAUUCAAAAUGCCCUAAAGACUCGAAGAGGAUCUGUCGAUGUAGCACAUGCUUUAUGCACUCUUCAAACUAUUCAUGACAUCAGGAAUUGGGGAAAAAAUGUGAGAUGCGACGGAGGAUUGGAGGACAGUAAUUGAGUUUUGCUUUUUGAUUUACACAUGCUGCUAGUACCGCUUUCAUGCGUGCUAAUACCGAAACUUGAUCGAUCGUUGGUCAAUUUACUCUUUUAUUUUGAUAGGAUGGCCUUGAUUUAGUUGCUUGAUUACCUCGCGCACUUUGAUUCAUUGUUGUGGCGAGUGAUGGAAGGGGGUGGUGGAAGGAAAUGGUAAUUGAGAGAGGUGAUUGGGAUGAAGUGUACGAUAUCAAAGAUGGGGUGGAUAAUUUCUUUUUGCGAAUGUGCACGCAAGAAAUGAAUUAUUUGGUGAAGAACGUAGGUGGUCUGACGAGCGAAGGAAAGCAGAUGUGAUUCAGAUGAAUGCUAGGAGAGGAGUUAUCAACAAAAUAUCAGAUCAGCGAAUUGAGUGAAAAUGAAAGGAAGAUUGAGCAAACAUACAUACCCGUUCUACUCACUUUACUUCGCGCCAUGCGGGGGUGAGUAGUUGUAGGGAGUUUGAUCAAACCUAUCCCAAUAAAAAUCAUUUUA